UUCCUUGUGGGAGACACGAACACGUGGCUCCUAAAUGAAGGGCGAGGAUGUUCCGUUGAGUUGGUAAGUAUGAGGAUGAUGACUAAGAAGGACAUUGAAAAUUGAAACCAUCAUAAAUAGCCCACCAUUGCAAACUUUUCUUCCUUCCUCACCAAACCAAACCAAACCAACCAAACCAAAAACCAAAAACCAAAUUGUGUUUCCCUCCUUCGAUAACUCAUGUUACCAUGUCCGGUCCUAUUCCUAACGAUCAAUGGCUCCAUUUCUAUCAACAAGCCCAAUUCUCCGGCGGUCAAGAGCUGCUCCCGUCGUCCGUUUCCGAGGCAACAGCCGUCACAACCACCGUGGCGCCGGCCCAGUUGAGCCCAGAGGGCCGAGUGUCGAAGCCCAUCAGGCGGCGUUACCGGGCCUCGAGGCGAACUCCGACGACUCUUCUGAACACGGACACCACCAACUUCCGGGCCAUGGUGCAACGGUUCACCGGCGCUCCUUCUUCGCCUGAUCUGUUUGGGCCGACACGUCCGCUCCCUGUCAACCCUAAUGGGCUUAUGUUGGCCCCUUCUCACUCUCUUCAGCAGCAGCAGCAGCAACAGCUUUAUCAACACUACCCAACAGCAUACGCAGAAGGAGGAGAGAACGGUUUGUUUCAGAGACUGAGCAACGCAACGGCAUCAACGGCGGCAAAUGAUGGAGGUGGCGUUUUGAUGGAGCACGCGAGGCGUUUCUUGCCCAAUAGGAAUGAAGGUUAGAAGUUUCUUCCCACUCAGACUGAGAGCGACAUUUGCAAAGCAGAACAGAACUUUGGAUAAUUAGGUGCUAACUUGUUGACCAACCCUCUCCAUCUGUGUCAAUGUGAAAUGGAAUUUUACGUUUCUUUCUCUGCUGUAGGCACCACAAAUAAUCCAUCUAUCUUCUUUUUUUUCUUUCUUUUUUUUGUUUAUUAUUAUUAUUAUUAUUUCGAUGAUGAAGAUGAUCAUGCUGUUCUUCUAUAUCUCCUUCAGGGUUUGUUUCUUUUUGUUUAAAUCUCUGUAUUUGUUUUUUUUUUUUUUAUGUAUUUUUAGUUAAUUGGGAGCUUCUUUUUUGGGGAGUCUUAGUCCCACAAUAUUUAGUUUAAUUGUUUUGGAUAUGGUCACUUUGUCACAGCCUGCCAACCAACACUCUCUUACGUAUGUUGACUUGCUUCCUUAUUAUGCCU
This is a messenger RNA of Vigna unguiculata (cowpea), 1195 nucleotides long. RefSeq lists its product as uncharacterized. The record is from RefSeq and is a predicted model, not a curated record. NCBI's taxonomy places the organism in Eukaryota, Viridiplantae, Streptophyta, Magnoliopsida, Fabales, Fabaceae.